Molecule: messenger RNA, 663 nt
Organism: Tetranychus urticae (two-spotted spider mite)
Lineage: Eukaryota; Metazoa; Arthropoda; Arachnida; Trombidiformes; Tetranychidae
Gene: RpS18
Product: ribosomal protein S18
Biological process (GO): translation
Cellular component (GO): small ribosomal subunit; ribosome; cytosol
Molecular function (GO): structural constituent of ribosome; RNA binding
Source: RefSeq, a predicted model, not a curated record
GAUGAGUUUGACUGUCUCCUUAGUUACGCCUCGGAAACGGAAAAUAAGUUUUGAGUUUAUGUUGCGGUUUGGUGAAUGUUAAGAAACAUUAGGAUCUUGCUUGAUUAGUUAUUUUUAUUUAGUGUAAUUUAAUUUAAUUAAAUAACAAUGUCUCUCAUAAUCCCAGCUAAGUUUCAACACAUUUUGCGUAUAAUGAAUACCAACAUUGAUGGUCGGCGUAAAGUUAUGUUUGCAUUAACUUCAAUCAAGGGUGUUGGUAGACGAUUUUCCAACAUUGUUUGCAAAAAAGCUGAUGUGGAUCUUAACAAACGUGCUGGUGAACUUACCGAAGAGGAAGUUGAAAAAUUGGUUACAAUCAUGUCCAAUCCUAGACAAUAUAAGAUCCCACUUUGGUUCUUGAAUAGGCAAAGAGAUAUUAAGGACGGAAAAUACAGUCAGGUUACUUCUAACUCUUUGGAAACCAAGAUUCGUGAAGAUUUGGAAAGAUUGAAGAAGAUUAAGGCUCACAGAGGUCUUCGUCACUACUGGGGUUUGAGAGUUCGUGGUCAACACACCAAAACUACUGGCAGAAGAGGACGAACUGUUGGUGUGUCUAAAAAGAAGGGUUAAUCUUGAACUUAUCAUUUAUUAUUGUCUAUUUGAUUAAACUCGAUUUAAUCGUUA